GCGCUACGUUUUCCUGGCGUUGGACAAGCCUCAUCCGUUUACGUUUCCCGCUGAAACCCAAACAAGUAAACUGAAGCGGAAUCGUCCUCGAGCCAGGAGUAAACAAGAACAUGGAACAAGUUAGUGUUAACAGCGACGAAACAAAAAACGAGACCGAAGAGGUUUUAGAUACCAGCCAGAUGACUCUUGUGGCUUCCAAGUGGAUUCUAGACUUUCUAUUUGUCGGCAUUUGUCGUCGCUUUAAAGAGGGAACUUAUGAUGCCUUCAAUGACGCCUUCUCGACCUACGAGACCGUUUGUCAGACGCCGUUACUCAAAGGCGGAAGCUCGAAAGAGAAAACCCUCAUCGGCGCCUUCCUCGCCUGCGUCAUGCAAGGAAAAAACUUGGACCACCGUUUUGACGGCGAUGAGGCGAUGCCCCUGAUGUCCGCCGCCAGGUCUUGGUUUCACCUCAAAGAUGCCGUGGAGGAUGAAAGCUUGUUUGACAACAUCAGACUUCACUUGGUCGUACAGUCUGUGGCCGUGUGCUUGGAGAAAGGCCAAAGAGCGCAGGCGUCCAAAGCCGUCAAGUGGUUCGAAGAGCAUUUCGAAUACCCGCAGAAACUUGUCGCCAAGCUCUCGAUGAUCGCGGAGGAGAUGGACACCUACCACCAGUUGUUCACGGUCUUCAGUUUCACCCGACUGCUGGAGGUGGUGCACGCCUUCUUGGACGCCUACCUGGCCAAGAAUCCGUCGGACUUCCUUCUCAAUGAAGCCGUCAAGGCGGCGCACUGGCCGCAGAGCAUCGACCCCACGAAGGAAGAGGACAAGGUCCAUCGCGCAGCACUGCAGACAGAAACGAAACCAAAUUGCGAACUCAUCAUGAACAAGAAGCUGUGCGUCUCCCUCCGAAGGCAAUCCCUAAACGAAUUGUUGUCUUCGCGCGCGUCGAGCUCUGCGAACGGGGAAGAGGCGGUUCUCUCCCGGGGGGGCGGCGAUUCGCAAAAGGAUGACGCCCGACCAGAAUGUAAACUUCACGCCGUAAAACGAAGCCACGUAUCUGGCCGGAGACUAUUUUCCAACAAGCCGUCACAGUUGGACGCUUCGCCAGACGUCGACGGCGUCCGCCAAGCAAAGACGGCUCUUUGGAACGUCCGCUGUUUCAACAUGGCCGACAAAUCGGGCGAGAUCACUGCAGUCAGGGCAAAACGCAAACUCUGGAGUCCUCAAACAAAUGUGCGGGAGCCGAGCACUGAGAUGACGCCUCCGAUGUGCAUCAGACAGCGCCGAGCGAGAGCUGCGGAGGAUUCCGUUAUCGGUGGGAACAAGAUUCGUCGGAAAUGGUCGUCCGAGCUGGACACGAAACUGGCGCAGGGCGUCCGGCGUCACGGCAAAGGCAAGUGGUGUCAAAUCCUGAAAGAUUCCGACUUUGAGGGCCGCACCGGGAGUAUGCUCAAGGACCGCUGGAGGAUUCUGGAGAGGAGCAAUAAAGCGGACUGUUAACAGCACCCAACCGCCACCUU
This is a messenger RNA of Syngnathoides biaculeatus (alligator pipefish), 1501 nucleotides long. RefSeq names its product telomeric repeat binding factor (NIMA-interacting) 1 (gene terf1). Lineage: Eukaryota; Metazoa; Chordata; Actinopteri; Syngnathiformes; Syngnathidae. Gene Ontology annotation, molecular function: telomeric repeat DNA binding; protein homodimerization activity. Gene Ontology annotation, cellular component: chromosome, telomeric region; nucleus. The coding region runs from base 111 to 1481 and encodes 456 amino acids. The transcript has 13 exons. Gene Ontology annotation, biological process: telomere maintenance. The record is from RefSeq and is a predicted model, not a curated record.